CACUGGUAGAGCUGGUAAACCACUGAGCAGUCCAUCGUCUUCGAGCCAGCCCAGAUACCUCAAAUGUGAUACCACGCUCACAUGAACACGGCCAUCACCAGAUGGCCGCACAGGGUUCUGGCAAUCAUGGCAUUCAUCACGACCACAACCACAAUCACAUACACUACACGAUACGCACUUUUGCAUGCUCACUCUAACUUGCCGUAUCCCCGUGUUUCAUCACGCUCCAUCAUGCAUAGCGCUGCCAGCUGAAUCGUGAGCGGACGUCUAAGCCACGCUCACGCUGACGGCAGCCACUAGCAGCUCCGCGCCCUCGUCCUCCAAAACGCCCUUCGACUGGUGCCUGAUCCUCGAACCUUUGGGAACAUCUGUCCCAUAACCCGCCAAACUUCGCUCUCUUUGCGGGCCGGCGUUCUCGUGCGCUGUUCGAAAUUUUGCUUUGUUGAAAUCGUGUUCCUCGUUCUUUUCGAUAUGCGUUCCUUCAAGUCCAAAGUGCUGGCAGCGUGCGCGUGGGCGGCACCUGCAUUCUCCGCCGUCAUACCUCAACACGAACGUCAAGUUACUCGCCCGGACGGAAACCUCUUGCAGCUAGACCUUCAACAAAACUACGCGCAAGCUACCUUCAGUGUCCCCUGCACUGGAUGUCUUGGCCACGAUCACACGGGCCAGGAUGACGAGUCUUUGAUCUUGAGCUUCGCAAGUCAUGCCCAGGAUCAAGCUUGUGGUUCUUCCAACAUUACUCUAAACGGAGUUUAUCUUCCCCAAGAGUGGAACGGUGACUUCGCAUCUGGCUCCGGAUCCUACCAAGGCCUCACCGAUCUCACACAGAAUGAAUGGUUUCUGCAGCGCGAUUUGGAUCUCGAAUGGGAGACGGCUUGUCUUCACGCCACUGAGGAAACGGAAGCUGCCCAGGUAGUGACGGUCAACAUCAAGGCCAUCGACGGCAAGGCCAUCGACAGACCUUCCGGUUUUACAAUCUCCUUCAAGCAGCAAACAUCACCCCCUUCCCUACUCAGACUUGAGGCUAUUCCCAACCCCUCAGCGAGCAACAAGGACGUAGCUGAAUCCUGGCGUGAACCCCCUCAAUCUCUGCGUCUCGCCCUGUCCACCACCAACCAAACUUCCAAAGGAGAGGACAAGGCCCAGUCACUUGAAGACAAAAUCCGCGAGUUGAAAGCCCUUGAGAUAGAACUUGAGGCAAUUCAGUCUCUCAUCGCCGAAAAGAAGAAGCAGAUUCAUUCGCACUUUCGGCAAGAAGCGCAGGAAUUGUCGCACGAGUUGAGUGAAUGUGACGGUAUCUCGUGCAUCGUCAAGACUAUUGCCCACAAAGCUCACGGCGCUUGGAAAAUUGUGUCUUUUCACUUCAAGCCCGGCCACCAAUCGAAAGACAUGGGUAGUUCUGAGGAAAUGUUUGCGCAAGCACAUGGUCAUGCUGCACAGGUAGCACAGAUGUCUGGAGACCACCUGAAGGUUGGAUCGCCAACGCCCCACGUAUACGAGGCGAAAGCGAAUGAACUUCCACCCCGGCCAUCCAAGACAUCUCCCUACCUUCUCGCUCUCGAGAUCACUCUGGGUGUUCUGUGCUGUGGCUGCCUCGUCGCCGUAAUCCGGCACAAGUGUAGCAGCCUGAGAACAAGGACUGAGCGCGCCGCCGCUCGAGAAGAACGCCUCAACGCUCGCGCUUAUCGCCGGGCAGCUCGACAACACGCAUGGCGCAGCUGGUGGCGCGGCAACUGGGCUCGACGAGACAACCAGCGUAUCGCGGACUACGAGGAGAAACGCGCGCUGAUCUCAGAACAGGAGAGUGUGCUGGAGGACGCGAUGCAGGAAGAGAUUAGGCAGUUGAGGGCCGCGCAUGACGUGGUGAAUGAUCUCGUAAGAGAUGCUGAAGAAGGACGGGCCAUCAAUCGCACACCCUGCGAUUGUCAACGCCAACAGUCGCGGGCACCAUACUCGCCCCUCUCCACAGCAUCGACCUACCCACCUACCUCAUUACCCGAGAUUCCCUCUAGGCCGCUUUCCCGAACAGAGAGCCUACCAAGCUAUCGCUCAGGCACGCCCACAGAGCCCCCGAGUUACGAUUCGGAUCUCGAGGCGUCAGACGUCGUAGCCAACGGCUUCAGGCACUACGCGACUGCGUCUACCACGUCCGAACGAAGCUCGCAUUGGACACCUGACAGCAGUGUCGUUGAUGUAAGCCCCAGGCCGAGCGCGGAAACGCUCAGGUACCCAGUGAGCAUAUUGACCCUUGACGAAGAGUCUGAUGCUGAUUGAGGAUGUAAAUCCUCAUAAACGCAAAUGCACACCAACCCGUCUUUGGCAAUUCAUACCCGGUACCUACCAAAUGGAAGUUUUGAUCCUGUCGGCAGACAUAUUUCCUUGGUCUGCGCAGGAGAUUGCACUUGCUGCACACUCAUGCCCGCGUCGCAAGUAGAUGCAGCAAGCAGCUCUUGGUGUUUCUCCUGUCAAAUGUUCCUUGACUUGGAGACGAUUUCCCUGCUUUGGCAUUUUUCCACGCAACUUAAGCGCUUUGUCGGUUCGGCGUAAGGAUUGGCCUACAGUAAGCAUAGUUUUUGGUAACAUUACCAGCUUCGUUUUGAAGCGAUGUUGACGCAAAGCUUUUGUCGCGAUCAACGGGUGGUCAGAGGACAUCACCCACUAAUAUCUUCACGUCCUCAUGUAUAAUACUAGGCCUAUAGGCUCAGGGGGGAUAUAUACAAUCAGGGAGCGUUUUUCACGG
Messenger RNA from Alternaria alternata, 2740 nucleotides. RefSeq lists its product as hypothetical. The record is from RefSeq and is a predicted model, not a curated record. Bases 472 to 2274 code for a protein of 600 amino acids. The transcript is spliced from 4 exons. Lineage: Eukaryota; Fungi; Ascomycota; Dothideomycetes; Pleosporales; Pleosporaceae.